UGGCAACCAGUUUUAAAGAAUGUCAACAAAUAAAUGUACGACUAAAUUGCUAAGCUUUCAAAAAGCAAUACGACUGCUUUAUAAAGCAACAGCCGCUAGUUUAAAUCAAAAAACAACAUCAGGCAAAUGGAGUGAAGGGAGCGAGCGAUGGCGUUUGCAGUGCAGCAGCAAUACGAACCCAAGCUCAGUUCUAUACACGUCGGCUACGAGAGCAGUAGCAGCGAUAGCAACUGGUGGCGCUUACAGGUCUUACAGCAAUCGAAAACAUCUCGCAACAGCAGCAACAGUUAAAAAAGGCAAAAUGGUGGCCAAACUGACUGAAGAAGAGCGCAAAGAGAAAUUGCAACCUCUGCUCGAUGCUGGCUGGAAAAUGGUCGAAGGACGCGAUGCCAUCUAUAAGGAAUUUUUGCUUAAAGACUUCAAUCAAGCGUUUAGCUUCAUGACUGGCGUGGCUUUGUUAGCCGAAAAAAUGAAUCAUCAUCCAGAAUGGUUCAAUGUCUACAAUAAAGUUCAGGUAACUCUGAGCACACACGAUGUGGGAGGACUCAGUAGCCAGGAUAUUCGUAUGGGCAACUACUUUGAAGCACAAGCCAAGUUGCUUAACAACUGUUGAAAUUCAUAUGUAUAUUUGUUUCCAUAGUGCUAGUGCUAGUUUAUGUGUUGUUAUUUGAAUUAAAAUAAACAAAUACUCAUCCCAACA
This is a messenger RNA of Drosophila busckii, 700 nucleotides long. It is a transcript of the gene Pcd, whose product is annotated as pterin-4-alpha-carbinolamine dehydratase. Gene Ontology annotation, molecular function: 4-alpha-hydroxytetrahydrobiopterin dehydratase activity. Bases 20 to 613 code for a protein of 197 amino acids. The record is from RefSeq and is a predicted model, not a curated record. The transcript is spliced from 3 exons. Gene Ontology annotation, biological process: tetrahydrobiopterin biosynthetic process. Lineage: Eukaryota; Metazoa; Arthropoda; Insecta; Diptera; Drosophilidae.